GUGCAGGCUCUGUAUUCUCACUGAGCAGUGAGACACUUCACCGGGUUCAGCUGCUUCACGUUUCCCCUCACAGCAUUAUGUCAGACAGCCAGCGGGGUCUCGUCUAUCUGAUCACCGGAGGCUCCGGAUUCCUCGGGAGGCACCUGCUGAGGGUUUUGCAGGAGAAGGAAGACAAACUGGCGGAAGUCCGUGUGUUUGACAAAUACCCCGACUCAAGUUUAAAUGCACUCAGCACAGAGCGGACAAAAGUUGUGGUCAUUCAGGGGGACAUCACAGACUACAACAGUGUAUUGGAGGCUUCGCGCGGUGUCGAUGUCGUCAUUCACACGGCAAGCUUGGUGGAUGUUUGGCACCGAGUCCCGGAGACCCUCAUCUACUCCGUCAAUGUCACAGGAACUGAGAAUGUGAUAAAUGCCUGUGUGGAGUGUGGCAUCCAGUCCCUGGUCUACACCAGCAGCAUGGAAGUGAUCGGCCCCAACAUCAAUGGAGAUGCAUUUAUCAGGGGCAAUGAAGACACACCUUACAAUGUGAAACACACUAUGGCCUAUCCCAAGAGCAAAGCAAAGGCAGAGAAGAUUGUGCUUGAAGCUAAUGGCACCAAGGUGAAGGGUGGACAGUGUUUACACACAUGCUCUCUGAGGCCGACGGGGAUCUAUGGCGAGGGCCACGAGCUAAUUAAGGAUUUCUACAAGCAGGGUGUACAAAGGGGAGGCUUGAUCAUCGGGGGUGUCCCAGAAAAUUCCGAACACGGGCGUGUCUAUGCAGGCAACGUAGCCUGGAUGCAUCUGCUUGUAGCCCGAGCCCUGAGGGAGCGCCCGCAGACGGUGGGAGGUGAAGCUUUCUUCUGCUACGAUGACUCACCCUACAAGAGCUACGAGGACUUCAACAUGAUGUUCCUUUCCACAUUUAACUUCCGAAGGGUCCGCAUGCCCGCACUGGUCCUCUGGGUUCUGGCCAUAGUUAAUGACUUGCUCCGCUGGAUACUGAGCCCUGUUUACAACUUCACGCCGUUAUUGAACCGUUACACCUUAGCCGUGGCUAGUACCUCCUUCACUGUCCGCACAGACAAAGCCCUGCGUCACUUUCAGUACCGCCCGCUGUAUGACUGGGAUCAAUGUCUAGCCCGCACACAGAAAUGGGUUGACACUUUCCCUCUGGAUAACCCCAAAGACUCUUAAUGUCUGCUAUAAAGCACACCAUAUUCAGUGUUGUAUGACCAUUUCAUUUCAUUGUUAUAUUUGUUAAAUAUAUACAUUUGUUAACAGCGUUGUUAAAGAAAUUAUGAUUUACAACCACCAAGAGAUCAUGCAUUUUGUUAGGAAUGUGCUGCAAUUAAGUUAUUAACCAAUUAUGACAGAUGUAAACACAAUUUACAGCAAUUUACUACAUAUAUACUAAGAUCUGUAUUUUGGGGGCACCUUUAGGGGGUAGUUUAGCUGGCAGAGUCUGUGUCAUUCUCUCUCUC
Molecule: messenger RNA, 1465 nt
Organism: Morone saxatilis (striped sea-bass)
Lineage: Eukaryota; Metazoa; Chordata; Actinopteri; Moronidae
Gene: hsd3b7
Product: hydroxy-delta-5-steroid dehydrogenase, 3 beta- and steroid delta-isomerase
Exons: 6
Coding region: 78-1178 (366 amino acids)
Biological process (GO): steroid biosynthetic process
Molecular function (GO): 3-beta-hydroxy-Delta5-steroid dehydrogenase (NAD+) activity
Source: RefSeq, a predicted model, not a curated record